AUGUCUGAGGCAUCCACCAUUGUAAAUGCACAAGAUGUAGUACGUGGCGCAUUCCCUAAAGGGGCAUAUGUCAGCUCGAAUCAGAUUCCAAGUAACUUCUUCAGCGAGAGUUCAGAAGCUAGACGUACCGAGCAAAUCAAGCAAGGGAUGCCAUUCUUGCACUCCUUGAUUUCACAGAAGAUUUCGAGUGCGUUGAACAUAAAGGGGUCAAAACCGGAUAGUUCAGUAGGCAAAAAGAAUGACAACACCCCCAGACGGAAUUCUUUGAACCCAAAGUCCCCCAAAACACCCAAUUCUGCUGUAACCACACGUGAAUCGAGCAACCCAAACGGUCCAAACACUUCCGACGCUGCUUUAAACGCUGGUGACGAUGAAGAGGUGUUGUCACUCGCCAACUUGGUUUAUGUGAAGGCGAGUCCAUCUGAAGUCGCUGAACAUAAAGCAGAGGUUGUAAGUGUGAUUUGUUACAUUUGCUUGAUUGAUGAAAGCUUGACCAACCGUUUUUUCAUUAAGGUUCCGGUCGCGAUUUGUGCAAUGAUUGCCUAUCAAUGCAAUCGCCGAUGUAAUGCAGUGCCACUUCAGAAUGGCUUAAUGGUCUUGGCCGGCGGAGUGUCCUGCAGGGUCAAUGAGUAUCUACAAUGCUUCGGUUUGACGACCUCGAGAGAUACUGUUCUCGACGCCAUGGAACAUCUCCGUAUAUCCCAAGAGGAACAGCUGAUGCAGGUAUUUAAAGUCAAUUUGAAAUUGUUGCCGUUGUUGUGUUUUGACAACGUGGACAUACAUCUGCGCAUCCAUAAUUCUCGCAUUGAUAUGUCCUCGAGGCUCUUUCAUGGCACUUGGGGCUUCUACAUCGUUUUUCGCGCGGCACUUUUGGCGAGUUGUGAUGCCGAUGCAGUAUCUCUGGCUGCGUUCGUGGAGGCGAUGAAAAACAGCGACCAAAAGCCCGUUUUGAUAGAGGCCUUUGCACCUCGAGCUGCCGAAUCAGUUCAUUUCAAGGCUGUCAUCAAGUCUCAACUAGCUCUUGCGCUAGUUGAACAUGUCAAGCAUUUGCCAAAUGCACCUCCGGCUCAAGAUCUACCUCAACUUACUGUUUCUCCGCCGAAAAUCGAUCCCAUUGAGUUUCACACUCCCAACAUCCACUUUUUGCGCAUGAUGGACGCUGCUGAUUCCUCAGCCAAUGGGGUGUCACAGGUCCUGGAUCAGGUCAUGACCCAGAUCGGAAUGGCCAAAGAGGAAUACGCCGAAAGCCUGUUGGUCGCCGGGGGUGAUGUAGGAUCGAAUCAAUUGGUUGAAAGUCUUCGUGGUAAGCUGCACCCUCCAAUUGACUCAAUUGAGGGCCUAUCAUGGGUGCUCUCGGUGUUUGGUCCUGCGCACACCACCUGGAACUUCGCCAAGGCCAUUUGGACAUUGCACUGGGGUAACUCAAACGACGGUGCCGAUCGAGGUGCCUGGAGGUCGUCUUUUGAGCUCGGCGGGGAUUAUAACAAGCCUGUGGCCCAACAGGACUUCAACUCAAUCAUGAGAUCCAUACAAUUAGUCCAUAAAGCGAAUUUGGUCUUCGUUAUCAGGUAA
Melampsora larici-populina 98AG31 is the source of this 1572-nucleotide messenger RNA. RefSeq lists its product as uncharacterized. Bases 1 to 1572 code for a protein of 523 amino acids. The record is from RefSeq and is a predicted model, not a curated record. Lineage: Eukaryota; Fungi; Basidiomycota; Pucciniomycetes; Pucciniales; Melampsoraceae. The transcript has 2 exons.